AUGGCCUCGAACAUCAGACAAGAGGAGACUCCGAUCAUGGGCCAGCGCCAAGGUGAUGCGGGAUCCGAAGAUGGCGCUUACCGCUCGGCCACCUCGCCGCGGUCCAAUCUGAACAACCGACCGGAUCAUGACACCGAAAGGUCUUCGGCAUUCACAAAUACCGAGCUUGCGUUUAAUCAUGCGUCUGCUCAAUCUUCUGAAGGCUUUUCGGAUGCGACACACCCGAAUGUUUCGACAAGACUAGACCAUGACAUCGAUAUCCCCGCUUCCAUGCGAAAUGCGCCCCAACGGCCCGAUCCAACAAUGGAAAGAGCGGGGACUCGGCUAGACGGUCAUUAUGGAGAGGACAACAACAGUGGUCAUUUUCUUCUUCCAGAGGACGAUGGGAUGGGUGCUUUGAGAAGCAGAAUACACGCCAUUCGAGACCUACACUCCAGCAGCGCUGCGAAAGCACGUAUGGUCCACGAAUUAAUGACGGAGAACUAUAAUGCUGUUCGAGAUUUCAAUGGGGAUGAACUCUCGCAAAUGGCGCAGUCGCCUCCCAGGCUACGGAGCGCAGCGUAUCCCGGUGGUACGCAUUCUGGUGGGAGCCACCAACCGUUCGAUCAACCGUCUCCACACCCAGCCCUUAAAGCCCCGGACGCUCCACAGGAUAUAAUAUACAAUUUGACAGCAGAAGACUUGAUGCCGACCUUUUUUCCCAAGGUGGAAACGGCUGAUCCCUUGGACGAUGCCGAUGAUGCCGAUACCGAAGAACUCGAAGAUGCCUCCCUAGGCUGUCAACAUUAUAAGAGAAACGUCAAACUUCAAUGCUACACUUGCAAGAAAUGGUACACCUGCCGAUUUUGCCAUGAUGAAAUCGAAGACCACCAUCUCGACCGACCCAAAACAGAAAAUAUGUUAUGCAUGCUGUGUGGACACCCCCAGCCUGCCGCCCAGGAUUGCACAAGAUGUGGUGUACAAGCUGCGCUGUACUACUGCAGUACCUGCAAGCUUUGGGAUAACGACUGCAGCAAGAGCAUAUAUCACUGCAAUGACUGCGGGAUCUGCCGCAUCGGACAAGGCCUGGGAAAGGAUUUCUUCCAUUGCAAGAGGUGCAGUGUCUGUUUACCAAUCUCGAUUGAAAAUACUCACCGAUGCAUUGAGCGCUCAACCCAAUGCGAUUGUCCAAUUUGUGGAGAUUACAUGUUUACGUCUCCAGAAACGGUGGUCUUCAUGCGAUGCGGCCAUAGCAUUCAUCAGAAAUGUCUCUCUGAGCACUCGAAAUCUUCUUACCGUUGCCCGAUAUGCAGCAAAACAAUCACCAACAUGGAGUCCACGUUUCGGAAUCUAGACCGCACGAUUGAAAGCCAGCCGAUGCCAGCCGAGUUCAAAGACACGAGCGCUAUUAUAUAUUGCAACGACUGCAGUGCGAAAUCUGUCGUGAAGUAUCAUUGGUUGGGUCUCAAGUGUGAUAUGUGUGAAUCCUACAACACCGCCCAAAUUCGACUUUUACAUGGAGACGCCCUUGAGUCUUCUGAACAGGAAGUCGAGAGUGCCAAUCUAUCAAAUCUGCAAGCCAGUUCCCCGGUCGAUGCCGGCCAAGCCGGUUCACCAACCUUGACACCGUCACGGCUUAGUACUAGCCCUGUCCCUGGACCUAGUCCGGAACAACGAUCCAGUGGCCCCUUAUCCGCUGAACCGAGUGGGCAGUUCGCUUCUUACAGCCUUACCCGUGACAGAGCUGUUUCGCCCGUAAUCAGCAACUACUUUGGCAUCCCUCCUGAGCGUGGAUCAGAGAGACCAAAAUCAGCGUCCAUAUUUGGGAGACGAUCUUCUAACGACGCCGAGAAAGACGACACCGGCGAGCUCCGUUUCUGGGGCGCGAGAUUCAAAUACAAAUAUGGAUUCCUCAGUCGAGAUGAGACAGCCGAUGGAACUUCGGAAGUCGAUAGCGACGGUGGAAGAGAGGAGACCGAUGUAUCCGAGACAAGUGAUACUGAGGAUGACAAAGCCGUGGACGACGACGAUGAUGAUGACGACGAGAGUAUUGAUAUCUUUGGACACCGGUAA
Aspergillus candidus is the source of this 2052-nucleotide messenger RNA. RefSeq names its product RING finger and CHY zinc finger domain-containing protein. Gene Ontology annotation, cellular component: nucleus. The transcript has 3 exons. Gene Ontology annotation, molecular function: ubiquitin protein ligase activity; zinc ion binding. Gene Ontology annotation, biological process: protein ubiquitination; ubiquitin-dependent protein catabolic process. The coding region runs from base 1 to 2052 and encodes 683 amino acids. Lineage: Eukaryota; Fungi; Ascomycota; Eurotiomycetes; Eurotiales; Aspergillaceae. The record is from RefSeq and is a predicted model, not a curated record.